This is a messenger RNA of Dujonia railenensis, 1557 nucleotides long. The record is from the annotation of a GenBank genome assembly. NCBI's taxonomy places the organism in Eukaryota, Fungi, Ascomycota, Pichiomycetes, Serinales, Debaryomycetaceae.
AUGGUAAGCGGUGAAGGAUCAUCUCUGGUGACAGAUAGCAUUAGCUCUGUCAGCGGAGAGCUUGAGGACAUUUCUGUACAAGAAGCGAUAGAUCAAAUUAAGACAUCGUCCUCAAGUUUGAAUGUAGAGAAGCUUUGGAAAGUGUUAGAAAGUGUAGUUACUAAAGGAAAUGGAUCACAAUUGAUUCAAAGUGGCAUUAUAGGGUUUCUUGUUGAAUCUUUACAAGUUGAGGAUAAAUCAUGGAACUUUGACCUUAAUAGUGCACUGGAGUCUGCUAGAUACACUCAUCCGUUGAGAGUAUUAUCCUCGCUCCAAGACGCUAGCGAAGAGCUAGUGUCUGCUGCUACGUUGCAUGUCAACCCUAAUCUCCCUUGGACCUCACAAGAAAAUUCCAAGUUAGCAUCUACUUAUAUAUCUCUAGUUCCACAGAUUAGUAUUCCUACAUACAUCCAAAAGUACCUAAUGCCUCACUUAUUGGCUGUCUCGAAAAGUAGCUUUCAUCCAAAGAUAUCUUCCACUUCAGGGUAUAAAAAAAGUGCCGGCGAGACCAAUUCCAAUUUAGGUGGUCUUAAGCCAGUUUUGGGGUUCUCGUCAACAUCCUCGGAGGAGGAAGAUCUAAGAAGAAAUUGGAAACAUUCAAAUAGGGUGGAUUCCUUAUCCAUGGUCUGGUAUUUGAUUGAGCGGAUCGAUUCUCUGGACUCCGAGUACUGGCCAUUGAUAACUUCCUUUAUCCUAAAUGUCAUUGAGGAUCAUGAACCUCUUUUUAAGACUAGAGGGUGCCAGCUUUUGCAUUUACUAGUGAAUCAGCAGGCAUCACAUCUGUUCCUUACUAGAAGUGGGCUUAUUGACCUUUUCAUCGAGUCAACUAAAGUGUCCCUUUCCUACUUGCCCAAUUUGACUCCUGAACCUAUAUCUGUCUACCUCCUUUCUGAGGCGUACCCAUCCAUUACGAAACUCCUUUCAAUUAAGGCACAAGCGAAGUCAACUUCCCUUGAUUCUGCAAAUUUAUUAUUCGUCUCCCUAGUGAACGAGAAUAUUCUACAAUCCAUACAACAUAUAAGUGGAUCUUCUUCACACAAGUUGACAAACUUAUUACUCAGCAACAUAAUCCAGGUAGUGAAGUAUCACCUUGGUGCAAAUGUUAUUAUAUGCCUUUCAAGAAUAUUGUUUUCUGUAAAUCAGAUUAUAGUUAACCCACUGACUUUGGAAACGGCAGAUAUCUCGAUUGGACUUACGUCAAUCAAAUUAGGGUUACUAAUACAUAAAUGUAUAAUAGAAUUAUUUGCAGAAGAGGAUCAUGAAGGAAAGCUUGCACUAUUGCAGUAUAAAUAUGACUUCUUAGGUGCAUGGUCGGUUUUAUACUUGAGACUAACUAAAUAUAUCAAAGAUCUGGAAGAGAAAUCACACAUAUUGAGUACAACAAAGAAUAAUGUUAGCAUAUUGAAAGAGAUAUCAGCUAGUGCCGGAGAGAUAGAAGCCUUCCAAAGCGACCUUGAUAAGAUGACUGCGACGAAUCGAGAACUAUUGGGACUCUUUCUGCCUGCUGCAAUAGACUAA